This is a messenger RNA of Oenanthe melanoleuca, 1925 nucleotides long. RefSeq names its product thioredoxin interacting protein (gene TXNIP). Lineage: Eukaryota; Metazoa; Chordata; Aves; Passeriformes; Muscicapidae. Gene Ontology annotation, molecular function: ubiquitin protein ligase binding. Gene Ontology annotation, biological process: protein transport. Gene Ontology annotation, cellular component: cytoplasm. The record is from RefSeq and is a predicted model, not a curated record.
GCGCCCGCAGCGCGCUGAGGAGCCGGGGCAGGGCAGCGUGUGGGGACCUCGCAGCGCCUCAAAACAAAGCGUUCCACCGCUUUUUGCCCUGCACUUGCCUGGCUCGGGCGGCUUUUGCUGCUCCACGGAGAUAAAUCCCCGCAGCCCUUGCUUUGCACGAGUCCGUCCUGCCCCAGCCAUGGUCAUGUUCAAGAAAGUGAAGAGCUUCGUGGUGGCCUUCAGCGAGCCUGACAAGGUCUAUUGCAGCGGGGACAAGGUGGCUGGGCGAGUACUGGUGGAGGUGGCCGAGGUGACCCGUGUCAGCUCCGUCAAGGUGCUGGCGUGCGGCGUGGCCAAGGUGACCUGGGCCAAGGGCCCGGCGCAGUGCCGGCAGGAGAUGGAGUACCUGCGCUUCGAGGACGUGCUGACGCUUGAGGAGCAGCCCACGGAUGAGGAUGGUUCAGUCAUCCUGAGACCUGGGAACAAGUAUGAGUACAAAUUCGGCUUUGAGCUGCCCCAGGGGCCGCUGGGCACCACAUUCAAGGGGAAGUAUGGCUCCGUGGAUUACUGGGUGAAGGCGUCUCUGGAGCGGCCGGCCUGCCCCACACAGCAGGUCAAAAAACGCUUUGAGGUGAUGGAUCCCGUGGAUGUGAACACCCCAGAAUUGCUGUCUCCGGUUGCAGCCAAGAAGGAGAAGAAAGUGUCGUGUAUGUUCAUCCCAGAUGGACGCGUGUCUGUCAGCGCCCAGAUCGACAGGAAGGGCUUCUGUGAAGGCGACGAGAUCUGUAUCAACGCAGACUUUGAGAACACCUGCUCGCGCAUCGUGGUGCCCAAGGCGGCCAUCGUGGCCAAGCACACGUACCUGGCCAAUGGCCAGACCAAGGUCUUCUCUCAGAAGCUCUCCUGCGUUCGUGGCAAUCACAUCAUCUCUGGUACCUCCGAGUCCUGGCGCGGCAAAACCAUCCGCGUGCGGAAGAUCAAGCCCUCUAUCCUGGGCUGCAACAUUCUGCGCGUGGAGUAUUUCCUGCAGAUCUACGUCAGCGUCCCGGGCUCCAAGAAGAUCAUCCUGGAGCUGCCGCUGGUCAUCGGGAGUCGCUCUGGCAUCGGGAGCCGCAGCUCCAGCAUGGCCAGUCAGACCAGUUCCGAGAUGAGCUGGGUGGACCUGAACCUCCCGGACGCUCCGGAGGCUCCCCCGUGCUACUUGGACAUCGUUCCCGAGGAUCACCGGCUGGAAAGCCCCACCACGCCCCUCCUGGAUGAUCCCGAUGGAUUUGACAGCCCCAUCUUCAUGUACGCGCCCGAGUUCAAGUUCAUGCCCCCCCCCACCUACACGGAGGUGGAUCCCUGCGUCGCCAACAACAACGUGCAGUGAGCAGCGCCCGGCGGGGCGCUCCCGCCUUUCUGGACUCGGCUCCAUGGCCACACGCCUGUGGCUCGUCUGGCCCCACACAGCGGGAGGGGAAGGGCUCCCGAGGAACUGCCACAUUCCCGAGGGACUGCUGCGUUCUCGAGGAACCAUCCAGGGCCAUCCCCGGCACCCGGACCUCGCGGAAAACCUGAAGCAGAAUCCUCAAGGACUGGGGGGGACAAGGCAGAUCCGGCUGGAAAAGAGCUGGAAGACCUCGGCUGUCGGGACACACUGCCUGUCCGUGCGCUGUCGUGAUGUGGUGACAGGCAGGAAGUUCUGGUUUUAACGGAUUCCAUCCUAAUUCUGUAACUCUGGGUGCUGCUCUGGCUGCCCUGCACUCCCAGCAGGGGAGGGGGACACUGUGACAUCAUGAAUCCAUCCUGUCGUGACACAAACCUGGGAUCGCGACCGGCGCCUUUUGUACUCUUGGGUUUUGUACAUACAAUUUGGGGGAGUGGGGGGAAGCACAAAAAUGCAAAUUUUGUACCUUUUUGUGGCCCCUGGGGGGCAGAAUUUGUAAUAAACGAAUGAAACGGUA